CCCGGCGCGGCCCGCGCGGCUGCCCCCGCUGCUCGUGCUGCUGACGGCGGCGGCGGCGGCGGGGCCGGGCGCAGGCGGCGCGGCGCGGCUGUACCGCGCGGGGGAGGACGCCGUGUGGGUGCUGGACAGCGGCAGCGUGCGCGGGGCCACCGCCAACAGCUCGGCCGCGUGGCUCGUGCAGUUCUACUCCUCGUGGUGCGGCCACUGCAUCGGCUACGCGCCCACCUGGCGGGCCCUGGCCGCAGACGUGAGAGACUGGGCGGCCGCCAUCCGCGUUGCCGCGCUGGACUGUGCGGAGGAGAAGAACCAGGAGGUGUGCCGCGCCUACGACAUCCACUUCUACCCCACCUUCCGGUAUUUUAAAGCGUUUACAAAGGACUUUACAACUGGAGAAAAUUUUAAAGGGCCCGACCGAGAACUGCAGACAGUGAGGCGGACCAUGAUCAACUUCCUGCAGAACCACACGGACAGCACCCGGCCCCCCGCCUGCCCAUCCUUGGACCCCAUUAGGCCCAGUGACGUCCUUUCGCUCCUUGACAAGCGAGGCGACCGGUACGUGGCUGUGCUGCUGGAAGACGACAGCUCCUACGUCGGCCGCGAGGUGAUCUUGGACUUGAUUCCCUACGAGAGCAUCGAGGUGAGGCGGGCGCUGGGUUCCGACACAGCCUUCGUGCAGAAGCUCGGCGUGCCCUCCCUUCCCUCCUGCUACCUGAUCUACCCGAACGGGUCGCACGGACCAGUCUCUGUUGGGAAGCCUCUCCGGUCCUUUUUCUCCUCUUACCUGAGGUCACUGCCGGGAGUGAGGAAGAAACCAAGUUCCCUGCCUGGGAGACCCAGCAGAGAGGAGAGCUCGGAAGCCGUGGUCUGGAGGGACUUUGACAGGUCAAAGCUGUACACGGCUGACCUGGAGUCGGGGCUGCACCACCUCCUGAGAGUGGAGCUUGCUGCACACAGGUCCUUGGCCGGCGCCGAGCUGAAGACUCUCAAGGACUUCGUCACUGUCCUGGCCAAGUUGUUCCCUGGACGACCGCCGGUCAAGAAGCUGCUGGAGAUGCUGCAGGAGUGGCUGGCCAGCCUUCCACUGGACAGGAUCCCCUACGAUGCCGUGCUUGACCUGGUCAACAACAAGAUGCGGAUUUCUGGGAUAUUUCUCACUAAUCAUAUAAAGUGGGUUGGAUGUCAAGGAAGCCGACCGGAGCUGAGGGGUUACUCAUGUUCUCUCUGGAAACUGUUCCACACUCUGACUGUUGGAGCUGGGACCCACCCGAAGGCCCUGGAUGGCACAGGUCUCGAAGACGACCCGCAGGCUGUGCUGCAGACCGUCAGGAGGUACGUCCAUGUCUUCUUCGGGUGUAAGGAAUGUGGCGAGCAUUUUGAGGAAAUGGCUAAAGAAUCAAUAGAUUCUGUGAAAACCCCGGACCAAGCGAUUCUCUGGCUUUGGAAGAAGCAUAACCUGGUCAACAGCCGCUUGGCAGGGCAUCCAAGUGAGGACCCCAAGUUCCCAAAGGUGCCGUGGCCUAGCCCAGACCUCUGCCCAGCCUGCCACGAGGAAAUCAAGGGCCUGGGGACCUGGAACGAGGGCCAGGUGCUGCUCUUCCUGAAGCAGCACUACGGCAGGGACAACCUCGUGGACACAUACUCCGCGGACCUGGGGGACCCCAGCGAAGGCGCCCCGGCCCCGGAGAUCCCGCUGUGUGCCGGCUGCGACCAGCACAUCCUGGACCGCUUCAUCCUCAAGGCUCUGGACCGCCACUGGCACAGCAAGUGCCUCAAGUGCAGCGACUGCCACGCGCCGCUGGCCGAGCGCUGCUUCAGCCGUGGGGAGAGCGUGUACUGCAAGGACGACUUCUUCAAGCGCUUCGGGACCAAGUGCGCUGCGUGCCAGCUGGGCAUCCCGCCCACGCAGGUGGUGCGCCGCGCCCAGGACUUCGUGUACCACCUGCACUGCUUCGCCUGCGUCGUGUGCAAGCGGCAGCUGGCCACGGGCGACGAGUUCUAUCUCAUGGAGGACAGCCGGCUCGUGUGCAAGGCAGACUACGAGACAGCCAAGCAGCGAGAGGCCGAAGCCACGGCCAAGAGGCCGCGCACGACUAUCACAGCCAAGCAGCUGGAGACUCUGAAGAGCGCCUACAACACCUCGCCGAAGCCCGCGCGCCACGUGCGGGAGCAGCUCUCCUCCGAGACCGGCCUAGACAUGCGUGUCGUGCAGGUGUGGUUCCAGAAUCGCCGGGCCAAGGAAAAGAGGCUCAAGAAGGACGCGGGCCGGCAGCGCUGGGGCCAGUAUUUCCGAAACAUGAAGCGCACCCGAGGCGGCUCUAAGUCUGACAAGGACAGCGUCCAGGAGGAGGGGCAGGACAGCGACGCGGAGGUCUCCUUCACCGACGAGCCAGCCAUGGCCGACAUGGGCCCCGCCAGUGGCCUCUACAGCAGCCUGGGAGAGCCUGCCCCGGCCUUGGGCCGGCCCUCGGGGGCCCCGGGCAGUUUCCCGCUGGAGCAUGGAGGCCUGGCCGGCCCAGAGCAGUACAGAGAGCUGCGCCCCGGCAGCCCCUACGGCGUCCCCCCCUCGCCUGCCGCCCUGCAGAGCCUCUCUGGCCCCCAGCCCCUCCUCUCCAGCUUGGUGUAUCCUGACGCCGGCUUGGGGCUCGUGCCCACGGGAGCCCCAGGUGGGCCCCCACCCAUGAGAGUGCUGGCAGGGAACGGACCCAGCUCCGACCUUUCCACCGGGAGCAGCGGGGGCUACCCCGACUUCCCUGCCAGCCCUGCCUCCUGGUUGGACGAGGUGGACCACGCUCAAUUCUGA
Molecule: messenger RNA, 2800 nt
Organism: Capra hircus (goat)
Lineage: Eukaryota; Metazoa; Chordata; Mammalia; Artiodactyla; Bovidae
Product: LIM/homeobox protein Lhx3
Exons: 17
Coding region: 440-2800 (786 amino acids)
Biological process (GO): neuron differentiation; regulation of transcription by RNA polymerase II; protein folding
Cellular component (GO): nucleus; Golgi membrane
Molecular function (GO): DNA-binding transcription factor activity, RNA polymerase II-specific; protein disulfide isomerase activity; flavin-dependent sulfhydryl oxidase activity
Source: RefSeq, a predicted model, not a curated record